Rhinichthys klamathensis goyatoka is the source of this 339-nucleotide messenger RNA. RefSeq lists its product as uncharacterized. NCBI's taxonomy places the organism in Eukaryota, Metazoa, Chordata, Actinopteri, Cypriniformes, Leuciscidae. The record is from RefSeq and is a predicted model, not a curated record. The transcript has 2 exons. The coding region runs from base 10 to 339 and encodes 109 amino acids.
GAGGGACAUAUGGUGAUGGAAAAAAUGCUCAUCCUCUUUGAGCAUAUUUUAAAGGGUUUGAGUCCAGAAGAACAAGAGGUCACAGAAGGUAAUGAAGCAGAAAGGCAGGACUUGAAAGAGGCUGUAGAAGAUGAAGAGAACAUUAUACUGGAAAACAGUGUAGAAGUGGAAAGACUGGAAGAUGAAGAGCAGAUCGAAGAACAACAGAUAGAAAGUGAGGUGGAAGACCCAGAGAGGCCUGUUGAGGAACAGAGAUUAAACAGUCCAGAAAAAGAACAAGACGACACAGAGGGUUAUAGGACAGAGACUCAGGACUUAAAAGACUCUGUAGAAAUAUGA